AUGGCGGCGGCGGCGCAGAAGGGUAGGAAGAACGACGACGACCUGAAGACGUCAUGGCCGGAGCUGGUGGGCGCGCCGGGGCAGUACGCGCAGGCCAUGAUCCACAAGGACCGACCGGACGUGCAGAUCAUGUUUCGGCCUGUGGGUACGCCGGUGCCGCCGGGCUACGACGACAAGCGCGUCCUCGUCUUCGUCUACAAUGACUACAACAGCAAGGUCGCCGUCACCCCCGUCGUCGGCUAG
This is a messenger RNA of Miscanthus lutarioriparius, 243 nucleotides long. The record is from the annotation of a GenBank genome assembly. NCBI's taxonomy places the organism in Eukaryota, Viridiplantae, Streptophyta, Magnoliopsida, Poales, Poaceae.